Molecule: messenger RNA, 1708 nt
Organism: Coccomyxa subellipsoidea C-169
Lineage: Eukaryota; Viridiplantae; Chlorophyta; Trebouxiophyceae; Coccomyxaceae
Exons: 10
Coding region: 149-1708 (519 amino acids)
Biological process (GO): galactolipid biosynthetic process
Cellular component (GO): chloroplast outer membrane
Molecular function (GO): digalactosyldiacylglycerol synthase activity
Source: RefSeq, a predicted model, not a curated record
GGUGGUGUAAUUUUGUUUUUCACACUUCUUAUUGCUUGCCAGGGGCAUUUUUUGUAGCCUCGAAAAUCUCGUUCUGUUAAUUGGAGUAGAUUGUGGUGGCAGCUACUGAGAGAUAGACAAUUUGAAUGGAAAUUUUGAAUUGAGAGCAAUGACGCGAGGCACAAGCAGCUUGAGAACUCCAGGCAGGCAUGUCGCUGUCAUCACAACAGCCUCCCUCCCUUGGAGAACUGGUACCGCAGUCAACCCGCUCCUGAGGGCAGCCUAUUUGGCACACAUCCUGAAAGACAGCAAGGUGUCAUUGCUUGUGCCGUGGCUGGCAAAAUCAGAGCAGGGCAUAGUGUAUCCCAAUGGCAUUACCUUUGAGAACCCAGAGGAACAGGCAGACUGGGUGCGAGCCUGGGUGGAGGAGCGCACCAGCUUUCCUUGCAAAUUUGAUAUCAAAUUCUAUCCAGGUCGAUAUGACGCCUCAUUUCUGAGUAUUUUCCCAGUUGGGGACCCGACCAUCUACAUCCCAGAUGAAGAGGCUGAUGUGGCAAUUUUGGAGGAGCCAGAGCACCUCACCUGGUUCCACCACGGUCGCCGUUACACGGAGAAGUUCAAUCAUGUCAUUGGUAUUAUGCACACAAACUACAUUGAUUACAUCAGGCGAGGGGCGGGCUCUGCUGGGGGCCCCUUAGCUGCGCGCAUUGUGAAGAUGGCAAAUUGGAGAAUGUGUGACAUUCACACGCACAAGGUGAUCAAAUUGUCAGAUGCUGUUCAGAACUUGCCCCGCCAGAGCACCCACUUUGUGCACGGAGUCUCCCCAGCAUUCCUGGCUGUGGGUGACAAGAUGGCUGCUGCUCUGAAGGGCAGCGCGUAUUGCUUCAGCAAGGGAGCCUACUUCAUUGGCAAGGCGGUGUGGGGCAAGGGCUACACGGAGCUGCUGGACCUGUUGCUAGCGCACAGAAAGGCGCAUGGCAGCAACCUGCCAGUGGAUGCGUAUGGGACUGGCGAAGACUCAGAUGACAUUAAGGAGCGGGCAGAGCGAUACGAGCUGAAUGUCUCCUUCCUCGGCGCGCGAGACCACCUGGACGACUCAAUACACCCCUACAGGGUGUUUAUCAACCCGUCCACCAGUGAUGUGGUGGCAACGACGUCCGCCGAGGCGCUGGCCAUGGGGAAAUGGCUUGUGUGCCCGGAGCACCCAUCCAAUGAUUUCUUCGCGACCUUCGAGAACACGCUCAUCUACCACUCGCCCGCGGAGUUCUCUGAGCAGCUCGAGUUUGCUGAGAAUAACAGCCCCAAGCCUCUGAAGCCUGAAGACCGCAAGCGGCUCACAUGGUGCGCUCAUUCUUUCAUGCGACCUGACACUGAGAACUCCAUGCUUGCUGACAGUAUCCAGGUCCUAGCGCUUCCAUCUGAUCACUCUAAGCAGUCUCAUGGAUCGUUAGAAAUUUCUUGCAGGGAGGAUGCGACAGAGCGGCUGCUGGAUGUGGCGACCAUCGAAGAGGAUGAGUGGCCAGGCUGGCUCACGCGCCUCAAGGACUGGCUUGCAUGGCGCAUCAUCUACGCUGGCAACGGUAAAUCUCUUGAUCCCACAUGCACCUGUGCCCUUUCCCACUGCCUUUUAUUGUUUCUCUUCAUCAGUAGUAGUGUUGUUAGAAGCUACUCCAGGUGUAUAGGGCUAGGUGCAUUCCUGCAGCAUGCCAUUUCAUUGGCGUCGAACUGA